Messenger RNA from Lachancea fermentati, 1545 nucleotides. Lineage: Eukaryota; Fungi; Ascomycota; Saccharomycetes; Saccharomycetales; Saccharomycetaceae. The record is from the annotation of a GenBank genome assembly.
AUGGAUGGAAUAAAAAGCUAUUGUCUUUAUCCUUUAUACCUAAUUUACAACUCUAAAGAGAGAUUUUACAGAGUGAACCCUGAACAGUUGUCCAAAUCGUUCUUGCAAGACCUCGCUCGUGAGGGAUAUGGAUUAGAAGACGCCUUUGAGACCUGUGUUUUCCAGAAACGCCAUUUCGGCUCAAAGGAGUUGACGACGAUUAGUACUGAGGAGGAUAUUGCACUUCUCAAGGAGGAAUUUGCCUCGCUUCAUUUUGCUAAGAUCACAAUCUUCUCAAGACCCGCAGGGGCUCCCACUAAGACCACUCGCAAGGAGAACUCAAAGCAGCUGUCCCCAGUUGAUACCGAACCUGAAGCCGAUGUGGUAUCCAUUUCUGCUCAGCAAUUGGAUAAUUUGAUCAAAUCAAUCCAGAAGUUGGAAGUAUCGCUCAACAAAAAAAAUGAAGAGGUUAAACCUGAAGAAAAGUCAAAGUCUCGUCACCGCACAAUUCACUAUGAUGUGAUUUGCGACGGCUGCAACCCGGACUCUUUCAGUUACAAAUGCAAACAAACCGAAACUUCAUCUGAAGCUGGUUUCAUCAAAGGUCCCAGAUACAAGUGCCUGUAUUGUCACAAUUACGAUUUGUGUUCUGCUUGCGUUGAAAAGGGCGUAGAAACUGGAACCCAUCAAAAGUUCCACAACAUGAUAAAGAUCAAUAUUCCUGAUAACGACAUCAAUAAAUUCUGGUCUGAGUAUCGUACAUCAACAUCGCCCAAGGAGGCCCGCUUUGCCGUCCACAAAACUCCUAGAGACGUUGUUAUCGAUAUCCCAGAAUAUGAUGAAAAGGUGUUCAAGUUUUUCUCCAACAUCAAGAAUGAACCAGAACUCUCGCGUGUCGUCGAGUUUUACGAAAAGUACAGUUCUUUGUUGGAACAAGUGGGAGGCGACGAAUCCAAAUUGACCGAUGCGGUCCAAUUGGCCUCGUCCGUCAACUCUUCAACUGCCACCAUUGCUUCACCAAUCGAGGCUCUCGAGGGGGAGGAAGAUGACUUGAUUGAAGUGGACAUGAGUAAAAAGGAUCAGGUUAUCUCCUUUAAACUAUGCAAUCGAAGCACCAAGUCCAUUUCCAGCGGGCUGAAGUUGGUCUUCCAAUAUUUUGAGAAAGGAAACUCGAUUCCUAUCAAAUGUAACUUGCACAUGGGACCACAUGAGUUCCAAGCAGGUAACUACAAGAUUUUGAACUUCAACUAUCGUGGUGUGAUUGACAAUUUCUCACCUUUCAACAGAUGUCAAAUUGAUCUUGUUGACCAGAACGAUCAACUCAUAUUCACUGGCGCAUCCGAAGGAAGUUCUAACCUCAUACUAAAGCCUCCAAUGAUGGCAAGUUUUCAAAAAACCGUGUACUCUGAAGCUGACACAGCAAGGGAAAGCAAGUCGUCUGAAUCACUAGAAGAUGAAGACAUCAUCAGUACCACUGUGACGAAUGAUGACUUUAAGCAAUCAUCAAACUAUGAUUCAGAAAUUGACGACUAUGAUUUUUUGAGUGACAGUGAUAUCGACUUAUGA